AUGAGAUUCUUGCAGAGUUCAGCUCUUUGUUAUGCAGCAGCGUCCUUGCGUCAUGCCUCAUCUGCGCGUCGUUGCGUAGAGUCACCAUUGCGUCUGUCGGAUGCGCUGAAGCAGAGUGGCAACGGCACCGUUGGAUUGGAGCUGCACCUCCCGCCACUCUCCUGUACGGCGUUCGCAGGGGCGAGUGAGAUGAACCAAGGACUGCGGAAGGCAACUGCAACGCUAGACACGGUUUUACGCGCCUCUGCGGAUAAGGCGCUUUCACUUGACUAUGUUGCGUUACGCUGUGGCGCUGCUGUCCCGAGUGGGGAGUCGUGGACGCAGCAAGCGUGCCACUUGGCGUUAUCUUUUAUGCGCGAGGUGACUGCGCAUGCACUCGCGAUGGUACCGGUGUUGUUGGUAGUCCCUGUCACUGCAGCGAACACACUGCCCAUGGCGUACCUUGGCGGUAUGUUUGAAACACUUCACCGUGUUGGCUUGACAAACGUGCUGCUUGAGCUGCCUCACCCAACUCUAGCAGCUGUGAGUCCCACGGCGAACGGUGCUUUGCAUGAGGUGCCGCUUUUUCCCAUGAAUGCUGCGGUGGGCGGCUGGCAGUCGUUGCUACACGCAGCGGACAGCCGCAUUUUCUCACAGCGGAUGCAGCCCAUGCCCAUGACAGCGCUAUUUCCAUGGAUGGUGGCGGAAGAGUUUCUCAGCCGUUUUUGUGUGGGACUCUCUGUGGACGUACAUGCAUCGCUGCGGUCGUUGGCCCAUCUGGAAAAAGGCAAGAGGGAGGGCAAUGAUCUGGAAAUGGGCUGUUCCUCGGGCCCAAAAGGCAAAAAAGAGGAUACGGAAAGAGCAAUGUGGGAGAGAAUACUAAAAUCCCAGCGAAGCGCGAGGGAUGAGGGCGGCUUUCAACAGCUAUUUCGGGAACAGCAACAACAACAGCAUCAGCAGCAGCAGAACCAAGAACUUCAGAUGAGACCUUCUCCGAGUGCAAGCGAGGAUAGCACGCUUACCCUUGACGUACCGUCAAAGGAGUUCUCUAGUAUGCUCCUAGCUCAGCAUGAAUCCUUUCUAGCUGCGUCGGGUGGAGGUGGUGGUGGUGGCGGCGACGGUGGUGAACAGGAUGCAAUGCUUCUGGCACAAUUCCUUCAACAAACUCCUAAAGGUCAUGCAAGCAACAAAACAGCCGGAUUUGGUGAAGAGAAAGCGGUACCUGAAGAGCACAAGUCCGCGAAAUCAAUGAAUACAACAACGAAUGGCAGUGACACCAAGCGACAAGAGCAACGAAGUGGGUAUGCUUACUGGCAGGUAUUGGGUGAGCUUACCAAGUGUGUCGGAGCACAGUACCUCUGCAUGGCGCCGUGUAUUAAUCCUGCAGCACUUGAGGCAUGGCAAAAAGCCUACGCCGCUGAGUGUACACCAAGUGGCAAAACAGAGAGGGGGGAUGAUGUGUUACCCUCGCCAGUGGCUUCGCUGCCCCUUGUGAGUGCAGUAUGGCCGCUCCUUCGCCCCACACAGCUUGAGAGUGCGAGUCAAAGCGUGGAUCUACCUGCAGAAUCAGCGACAGGAACAAUUAGGGACGACGAUCUCUCAGAUGCACUAAAUUUGUUUCCACAAGAAGUGUUGCAGGAGCUCCGGCACGCUCUGCGGGAGAUCCCCCCUGCACUUCGUGGCGAGGUUCUCCGUCCGGCAACGCGGCCGAGGAGAGAAACACAGAUUCAUUAUGAAGAGAAAACUGUGCGUUUGCGCUGUUGCAACGGCAAUUACACUGACGACAUUUGGAACAUGAUUGGUGCCUGUGUGGCAGUUCGUCAUGAGGUUCUUUCUGAACUUCCCUAUAAACAGGCGACUCGCAUCCGUGCAGUAGAGGAAGGUUUUCGCUGUGGGCCGAUGAAGCGGGCGCUUGACAACAUGAAGCAGUUUCUUCGCGCAGGAUACGUUGGGGGACGCCAUCAUCGCCAUCUUUUGCUCUCCGUGCCGCGUGACACAGAGUUGUCGGUUUUGUUGGAGUCACUUGACCUUCUUUGCGGUCAGAGUGCUUGA
Molecule: messenger RNA, 2031 nt
Organism: Trypanosoma grayi
Lineage: Eukaryota; Euglenozoa; Kinetoplastea; Trypanosomatida; Trypanosomatidae
Exons: 1
Coding region: 1-2031 (676 amino acids)
Source: RefSeq, a predicted model, not a curated record